CUCCCUACCCGAGCUCCUGAGCGCAGAGCAAGAGAGAGAGUGUGUGUAGGGAAGUGAAGCACUAGUCUGGUCGUGUUUUUCUCCCCUCUACUUUGCUCUGGUUCCCUUCCAAUAUGGCUACCCACACCGCCAAAUUGGGGGUGGGCCGCGCCAUCGCGGUUCUCACGUCCGGAGGUGAUGCCCAAGGUAUGAACGCAGCCGUCAGGGCCACCGUCAGAGUUGGCCUGUACACUGGAGCUAAGGUGUACUUUGUCUAUGAGGGCUACCAAGGUCUGGUGGACGGUGGGGACCGUAUCAAGCUGGCCACCUGGGAGAGUGUGUCCAUGAUGCUCCAGCUGGGUGGCACAGUGAUUGGCAGUGCCCGCUGCAUGGACUUCAAGAAGAAGGAGGGCCGUCUUCAGGCGGCCGCCAACCUGGUGAAGCUGGGCAUCACCAACCUGUGUGUGAUUGGAGGAGACGGCAGUCUGACCGGAGCUAACGAGUUCCGCACGGAAUGGAGCGAGCUGCUGGGCCUGCUCGUCGAAGCCGGUACCAUUACGGCGGAUCAGGCAAAAGCUUCCUCUCAUCUGAAUAUCGUGGGCAUGGUGGGAUCCAUCGAUAACGACUUCUGUGGCACAGACAUGACCAUUGGCUGUGACUCCGCCCUGCACAGAAUCAUGGAGGUGGUGGACUGCAUUGGCACCACCGCACAGAGUCAUCAGAGAGCCUUCAUCCUGGAGGUGAUGGGCAGACACUGUGGCUAUCUGGCUCUGGUGACUGCUCUGGCUUCUGAGGCCGACUGGGUGUUUAUUCCAGAGAUGCCCCCAGAGGAGGAGUGGGAGGAGCACAUGUGCAGGAGGAUGCUCGAUACCAGGAACAGGGGGUCUCGUCUGAACAUCAUCAUUGUGGCCGAGGGUGCUGUGGACAGGCACGGCCAGCCCAUCACCAGCGACCAGAUCAAAGACCUGGUCACCAAGAGACUUGGCUUCGAUACUCGUGCCACCAUCCUUGGACACGUGCAAAGAGGUGGAACCCCCUCCGCCUUCGACAGAAUUUUGGGCAGUAGGAUGGGUGUGGAGGCGGUGAUGGCUCUCCUGGAGGCCACUCCUGAGACCCCCGCCUGUGUGGUCAGCCUGUCGGGUAACCAGGCCGUACGCCUGCCCCUCAUGGAGUGCGUACAAGUGACUAAAGAUGUCACCAAAGCCAUGGCAGAGGGCAGAUAUGAGGACGCCAUCAAACUCAGGGGCAAGAGUUUUGAGAACAACUGGAACACCUAUAAACUGCUGGCACACGUGAACCUCCCCGAUCACAAGAGCAACAUCAACAUUGGCAUCAUCAACGUGGGCGCCCCGUGCGCGGGCAUGAACGCAGCUGUGAGGAGCACUGUGAGGAUGGGUAUCCUCCAGGGACACUCCAUGUUCGUCAUCCACGACGGCUACGAGGGGCUGGCCCAUGGCAAAGUUCAUCCAAUCACGUGGAAUGAAGUGCAGGGCUGGUCAGGCAAGGGAGGCUCUGAGCUGGGCACCAAGAGGACCCUGCCUGGCAAAAUGAUUGAGGAAAUCAGUCAACAAAUUGCCAAGUUCAACCUCCAUGCUCUGGUCAUGAUCGGCGGCUAUGAGGCGUAUGCUGGUGGUCAGGAGCUGGUGAGGGGCCGUGAGAAGUUUGAGGAGCUGUGUAUCCCCAUGGUGGUGAUUCCUGCCACCGUCUCCAACAACGUGCCCGGCUCAGACUUCAGCAUCGGCGCCGACACCGCUAUCAACGCCAUCGUCUCGACGUGUGACCGGAUCAAGCAGUCUGCGGCGGGUACCAAGAGGCGUGUCUUCAUCAUUGAGACCAUGGGUGGCUACUGCGGUUACCUGGCAACGAUCGCCGGCCUGGCAGCGGGCGCCGACGCAGCCUACAUUUACGAGGAGCCGUUCGGCAUCGCCGAGCUGGAGGCAAACGUAAGGCAUUUGACAGAGAAGAUGAAGACCACAGUCAAGCGUGGUUUGAUUCUCAGGAAUGAGAACUCCAACGCUAACUACACCACCGACUUCAUCUUCAACCUCUACUCAGAGGAGGGCAAGGGAGUCUUCGACUGCAGAAAGAAUGUCCUCGGACACAUGCAGCAGGGAGGAUGCCCAACACCUUUCGACAGGAACUUUGCCACCAAGAUGGGCUGCAAAGCCGUGAUGUGGCUGACGGAGAAGAUGAAGGAGUGCUACAGACACGGUCGCAUCUUUGCCAACAGCCCGAGCUCUGCGUGCGUGCUGGGCAUGAAGAAGAGGAGUCUCAUCAUGCAGCCCCUGGCUGACCUCCAUCCGGAAGUCGACGAGAUUCACCGCAUCCCUAAGACCCAGUGGUGGAUGAGGUUGAGGCCCAUCCUGAAGAUCCUUGCCCACUAUGACGUGGAGCUGGAGAACGAGCAGGCAGCCAUGGAGCAUGUGUCGCAGGGCAAGCGAGGGGUAGUAGUUCCCAAGUAACACAGACAGCAGCCAUGCGCCACACGGCACAGGGCACGGAGCAAGCAGUCCAGGGCCAGCAGUCCAGGGCCAGCACACCUUUAAGCACAGUCAUUAAUACAUUUUUAAAGUCCAGUGUGGAGUUUAAUUUAGUAGUUUAUUUCCAAAAUGUAUGCAUGCCCAUUCACAAAUUUUAUCUUUUUUCAUGAAUAUUUGCCUCACUAGAAAGUAUGUUUUGCAGCCAAACAUGUCCAUGAUGUCUGACUAUGACGUCUAUGAUGCGUAUGAUGUGACUGCUGAUUCAAAAUGCCGUAUUUCCGUGGAGAAGAGCCGCCUAUUCAUACAUGAAAAGAUGGUGGUUGCAAAUAUUCAUGAAAAAAAGGUUGUGAAUGGGCAGCACAACUUGUGGAAAUGGACUACUGAGAACACUACACACUCUACCUCUAUGCCUUUUUUUGGAUCACAGACUUUGGUGUAACAACAUCAUUAAAUUCAAUAAUCUGCAAUAUCUACA
Molecule: messenger RNA, 2934 nt
Organism: Engraulis encrasicolus (European anchovy)
Lineage: Eukaryota; Metazoa; Chordata; Actinopteri; Clupeiformes; Engraulidae
Product: ATP-dependent 6-phosphofructokinase, muscle type-like
Exons: 22
Coding region: 114-2441 (775 amino acids)
Biological process (GO): fructose 6-phosphate metabolic process; canonical glycolysis; fructose 1,6-bisphosphate metabolic process
Cellular component (GO): 6-phosphofructokinase complex; cytoplasm; membrane
Molecular function (GO): identical protein binding; AMP binding; monosaccharide binding
Source: RefSeq, a predicted model, not a curated record